CGGAAAUAAUGAUAAACUGAUACUUCAGUUCUUGUACUCCUGUUGUUAACUGUUUUAGUUAAGAUUCCCAGUAUGGUGAUACUUGUGUAUAACAGCCUGCCCGAGGUCUUAGAAGCCCUGAGACAACAUGAGCUGGCCACACGCUACUGCGUAUCUAGUAUGGCCACCAAUUUUGGGAGAGAAGGUAAUACCACAAAUACGCGCUACUGCGUAUCUAGUAUGGCCACCAACUUUGGGAGAGAAGGUAAUACCACAAAUACGCGCUACUGCGUAUCUAGUAUGGCCACCAACUUUGGGAGAGAAGAAAGUUGAUUGUCCAGCCAGAUUGCAGAUAAGUGCCGUAUGUCAUUUCCCUUCUUACAAGAUGAACUCAAUACCAUCUGGAAGAGAAUACCGGCGCAUUACAGAGGCAAUUUUUCAAACUAUCCAAACAGGCGCUCAUGUGAAACACUUCUUUCUCUACUACAUGGCUUUGCCAUCAGACGAUGACCAAAAAGGGCACCCAAUAAAGAGGUAA
This is a messenger RNA of Dreissena polymorpha, 517 nucleotides long. RefSeq lists its product as uncharacterized. The coding region runs from base 128 to 517 and encodes 129 amino acids. The record is from RefSeq and is a predicted model, not a curated record. The transcript is spliced from 4 exons. Gene Ontology annotation, molecular function: DNA-binding transcription factor activity. NCBI's taxonomy places the organism in Eukaryota, Metazoa, Mollusca, Bivalvia, Myida, Dreissenidae.